Messenger RNA from Klebsormidium nitens, 2619 nucleotides. NCBI's taxonomy places the organism in Eukaryota, Viridiplantae, Streptophyta, Klebsormidiophyceae, Klebsormidiales, Klebsormidiaceae. The record is from the annotation of a GenBank genome assembly.
CAAAUUGUUUAAUUAUCGUACAUGCAGCAUGUCUAGUUUGUUACGCCAGGGGGAUCAUCCUUCUUGCUAGUAUUCCCUGCGCUUGAGCUGUGCAUGGUGCAAUCUGCACAGCAACUCAGGCGAAUCUGGAGGUGGCGUGUCCAUGCGCCAGCUCAUUUCUCUGUACAAACGCCGAAUGCAGCAGAUUGUCGCUUCUGGACUUAGGGGAUUGCCCUUGCAUUCUGUUUUGUGACGGGCCAGACAUGCCCGCAGAGAAAGACGUCAGCAAGGGCAGAGGGGGGGCAAGUUUUCCGAGGGAGAGCCUCUGAGAGCCUCUGAAAAGAGCUGAGCGGCCAAGGGACGACACCACCAUUUGGCGCCGGAUGAUUACCGCCUGUCGGCAGGCAGGCCCCCUCUCCUGCCGCCAAAGCAUAUGUUCUGCUCAUCUCAAGGCGCAUAUCCUUGACGCCACCAGACCUUUUCCGCUCGCAUUCGAUUCAGUACUGACAACCUGUGUACGCACAAGAGCAGCCGACGUACCACAGCGCGUGUUGGAAAAUUCCGGAAGGGACUCGUGCAACAGUUUCAGAAUCGCAGCACUUAGCCCAAGAUCCUUGAGACAGAGUCAAACGCGCCCUUUCACUGCGAUGGCAUUCGUGGCCGGCGCUGAGGUGGCGUCGGAACGGACGACUGAGAUGAUUCCGGAGCGGACGGCCGAGAUGGCGCCAGAGCAAAAUGCUGCUCCUGGAGGUGCGGCAUCGGUGGAGGAAGUCCAUGUGGUGCUGGACCGCAGCAAGUUUGUGAAGAGAGUGACGGUGCAGGCGCUGCGGGUUCCCAAGGGGGCGUGUCACCAGCUCGUCAAAAAGCUGAGCAAGUUCAAGGCAGAGUACCCAAAAGUGCGGAAUGUGAUUGUGGAAGAGGCCCGACCAGAAACGCGGCUCAUCCUCCUGGGCGAGAACGUGAGCGGUUUGGAUCUUGCGGGGCUCCCGGAGAGCGUUGCGGCGGAACUGAAAGCGGACCGGGAUGUGGAGAUUACGCAGCACGAGGUUGUGCUCGACUACGAUAGUUACACUGCGGACCAAGUGCUGAAGGAGGUUCUUCCUGCGGGAGCCGAGGUGCCGAGCUCGUUCGAGACGAUUGGACACGUGGCCCACGUGAACCUGAGGGACGAGCUGCUGCCGUACAGGAGGAUAAUCGGCGAGGUGCUUCUAGAGAAGAACUUCCCGCGCAUCCUUACCGUGCUCAACAAGGUGGGCACCAUCGAGAACGAGUUCCGCGUGCCCACCUUCGAGGUGCUCGCGGGGGAUCCCUCCACCGUCACCGAGGUGAAACAGCACAGCGCGCGCUUCCAGCUGGACUACGCGCAGGUCUACUGGAACUCGCGCCUCGAGUUCGAGCACAGCCGCCUCGUCGACCAGUUCGCGCGGGAGGACGUUAUCUGCGACAUGUUUGCCGGGAUUGGGCCGUUCGCCAUCCCUGCGGCGCUCAAGGGCUGCGCCGUUUACGCCAACGACCUCAACCCGCAGAGCACCCACUAUCUCGCUAUCAACUCCAAGCUCAACAAGGUCGCACACCGUAUCCGCGUCUCCACUUUGGACGCCCGCGAAUUUGUCCGGUCGCUCGUCCGUCCGGCGGAGUCUCAGCCACCUCCCCUCCACCCGCCGUCAAACAGCCCCCCUGUAGAUGGUCAGAAGUUCAAUAGUCAGGCAAGUGCCGCCGAGAGCAGUCAAGCAGGGCAGCAAAUUUCGGACCAAGGGUUGGGGCUUGCCACUUACCGACAAGACAAUGUGGGGCCCGCUUCCGCAACAGAAACAACCACGGAGCGGGCGCAGGGGUUUCCGGCUGGGGGAACGGAAUCUCGAACCUCCGGGGAAGGUCCAAACGGAACACUUGAAGCUGGCACCGCGAGCAGGCUUUCGCGGGAGGUGGGGAGCAGUAGUGGGCCUGGGGGGGUGCUUCCGAGCACCGGAGGGGCGGGGCAAAACGCAUCAGGUGGCAGCGGGAGCGUGCCCCCCGGGGGAAAAGUUGGAAAGGGCGGGAAGGCGGCGGCGGUGCGGCCGCCCAAAGAGCCGGUGCCGGAGACGCCCCGGAAAAUCGACCACGUGGUCAUGAACCUGCCGGCGUCGGGAAUCGAGUUUCUGGACGUGUUCAACGGCCUGUUCGACCGCGCCAGCUGGCGCCUCCCCCUGCCGCGCAUCCACUGCUACUGCUUCGCCAGGGCGGAUGAAACGGACGCUGACGUCAUCAGGCGCGCUGAGGAGGCGUUGGGAGGGGCGAUCCCUAAGCCAGUCGUUUGGAACGUUCGUGAUGUGGCCCCGAAUAAGACAAUGCUCUGCGUUAGUUUCACUCUGCCUGACGAUGUGGGCUACAGUCAACAGGAUACAAUGCAUAUGCAAUGCUCAUCUGAUAAAAGUAGCGACGUCGAGUCCCACGAGAACCCGAAUUUUUCGAAAAAGUCGAGAGUAGAGUAACUUAGGCAUGCAGACCAAUGUUGAUUGAGUUUUGUUAGAUGGCCCUGAGGCUCGGGCGCAAUGUCCGACUCUCAUUCACGACAAUACUCGUUCGAGGAACUUGCUUAAGUUGACUAUAUCAUUUGCUCAGCAAUCUCUUCCUAUCCAGUCCUGAUAGAAUUUAGCGCGG